UCCGCCGCGAACGGCGAGGCGCUCUCGAAUAUGCGAUAAGAAUUAAUGCCAUAUACAGUAAACCUGUGUCCAUAGUAAUAACACCUUCAGUACGGUUCUCACAUAACAUGGAACAGUGAUGGAUGGCUGAAAUCCUUAAACAACGAUUAGUGACAAUGUCGAAGGUCCCCAUAGAGAAGAAUGGUGAAUUACUCCAAUCUUCGGGUACACGAGACACUUACCCUACAGAUCAUCCUAAAAUGAAAAUGCUAGAAACUAUCCAUCCUACUACAAUUUGUAAAGAAAUGAGCGAAUCUAACAGCGACAAAAAAAGCAAAGAGCAAACGUCGAAGAAAUCAUAUGUUUCACUUAUACCGAAAAUGAAUCAGAAUUUUGAAAAGGUUGUGGAACAAAAUCCGAGGAUUCUCGAUCUGCGUGAAAAACUUAACGAAAUAACUAAAAACCAAAAUCGUAAUGUCGAUAAGAAGACCAAGGGGUUGAUCAACGAUAUAACACAACAAUUAGUUGAUGACAAAGGCGUUGAUGAUUCUGGACCUUAUAGCCUUUUAUUUGAUCUUCAAACGGACCCGUCCACAUCGCACAAAGAAAGUGGUGGAAUCGGUGCAUUGGGAUCAGAAAAAAAUAUUGGCAAUGCAAGGCAAAAUCUCAAUAAAUCUACCAGCUGUCUUAACAAAAAUGCAGAUCGACAUCCCAAUGUCUUGGAUUUUGAUGAGAAACCCAUGAGAGAAUUCGAGUACUCUUGUGAAAAUGAUUAUAAUUUUCCAGCUAAGAAAACUUUCAAUACACAUUCUCGAUCUGAUCUUUGUUUGCAACUUAAGUCACAUAACCCAGCACGAAAUUUCGAAUCCAAUCUUAGUCCAAAUGAAAAUUCACUAAGCAGAACCAAUGAAGAAAAUUCAUUAGAUGAUAGCUUAGGCAUCUUGACUCCUGAUCAAAUGGAUGAUAUGUGCUACCUGGACAAUACCUUUUCUCCUACUGUAGAGGGACUACCAAGUUUUUAUAAUAACAAUGAUUGUAAAAUAUCCCCUGAUAAUGGAGACACUCCUUCAACGGAAAAAACUGACAGUAACUCAGCAGCAUCAACUAUACAAAAUGAAGGUUUUGAUAGCUUGGACAGCAAAAAACCCAAGUCCGAAAGUUAUCUUCCUACGAUUACAGCAACAGACAAUAAUGUACAUCCCAAUUUGAUAACAGUAAUUGAAGAGAGUUCAACGCAGAAUGUUUGUCAUGAUACAUCAGACGUAUUCAAAUCAAACAAUUUAGACAAUGAAGACGCAACACUUAUAAAGGAAAAUGUCGGAACCAGCAUAGAUGAAGAAUUUAUGCCUUCUGUUCAUAGCAGUAUUUUGGAGCCCGCCAGUUCUAUUGCUGAUAAUACUGUGAACUUAGAAAUACCACUAGAUUGCAAGCACGAUAAUCGGAUUGUCGUCAACAGAGUUGAGCAAACUCCAUCACCUGAAGAUUUACCACUGGAUCACUCGGACCUCAAUGGUGAAAUUAGUACAUAUUCCCAAUUUUCGGCUUCCACGUUACACGAAUCGCAGACCUACUCUGACAGUAAAACCGACUACACAAAAUCUAUGGAGACAUCCAAAGUAUCUAACAGCUUCAUCACAAGUAUCACUAGUAUUACCAGUUUGGACGGUUAUCAAGGAGAUGGUGAAAUGUCGAGGCCGGUGAGCAGAGGUGCAGACCAUUCUAUAAGUCAUCGUGAAGAUGUUAUAGAAAUGGACUGGCAGAAUGUUCCUGUGACUAGAAGGACAGAUCCAAUGACUGACUCAGAUUUUUUCACUGAAAGUGACGCUGAUGGUUUAGAUGACAACGCAAUGCAACGCGGCGAUCGGAGAGCGCAAGUCAUUGAUGGAGCUCUUUACGGUGGAAAGAACGGUAAUGGUAACCCGCCGUUGAUAGUGAACAGGAAUGACGACUCUUGCAUGGAAUCCAGUGGAGUAUACACAGACUUUGAAAAUCACCGUUCAUCACCAGUAUUUUUGAACGUAAUUGAUGAUUUGUCUCCUGAAGGUUCAACGCCAUCGACGCGGUCUGAAUGUAGCCAGAAAAAUGGCAAUACCACAAAAUUCGAUGAAGGUGUUAUCCCUCUUGAUAGUAAUGAUAAAAACUCCGAACAACCUCAAGUAGUUGGGGCUGAAACGCCAAGAAAUUCUAGCAAGAGGAAUUCUUUGAAUAGCGAAAAGGGCAUUUCAGUUGCCGAGAAAAGCAAAGAAGAAAAAAGAAGUUUCACUCUAAAAAAGUAUAAAAUGCCUAAGCGCGAUGUACCCAGUAAGUUAAAAAGUAUGUUGGCUACUAGUGUUCAAAAUGGUUCCAACAAAAAUAUCCUUAAAAAACCUGAUAGAAGAGAGAAUUUGUCUAAGAAAAAUUCACUAGAUCUGAAGACAGAUUACAAAACAAAGUCAUUUAAAGAUAUUAAAUCUAAAGUUGACAGUUCGUUAUCCUUACAGCGAUCACAAACUGCGUGUAGUGUUAAUAGAAUGUUAAGUUCGAAGUCCAGUAACACCAACGCUAAACCUAAGAGCCGGCAUAUGCGUAUGCGCAUGGACCUGGGCUCAGCGGCGGGCAGCGGCAAAAGCAGUCUGCAUAGCUCCCAGAGUGACAUCAGCGCCAUCAGCACCCCAUUGCCGAAGCACGCAACCAGUCGCUUCCCCUUGUUGAGGAAUGCGAAGAAGCGGGACAGCGUCCCGCCGCCGACCGCCAAUUCCCGGCCCCCCGCCACCCCUCCACAAACCCCUCCUUCGAUAAAAGCUAAGAAGAAUGGCGUCGUGCAGAAACUCGCAUCAUCCCCUGCGUCGGUGCGUGUUCGCAACACCGCUGUCGCUCCGCCUCCUUCGCCGCGUAAGCCCACCCCUCUCCGAGUACCUGCUCAGAGGCCUAACACUCUGCCUACUAACAAUAAAGAUACUCCUAAAGUUGCGGCGGCGGCGGUGGGGCCACGCGGCAAGCGGGUACAGACACCGCAACCCACACGAACGCCGCCACCUGCUUUGCUCACUGCUCCACAACCCGUUGUUCCACUAGAGCAGACUGUUGCCUUAGCACAUGCUGCUAAAGGCGUUGAAGCUUUGGGCGUUUUAGUCCAAUAUUUAGUGUUUCGAUUGGAUGCACUAAAUGGCAACUCUUGGAAGUUGGAAGCUGAUCGGUGGCGAAGCAUGGCUGCGGCUGAGCGCAGUAGUGCCGCUCGUGCCGACCGCGACCGUCAACAGCGCGCGCAAAAGGAUCUUGACACCAUUGCUGAAUGCCUGAGCAAGAUCUCAGAGCUAGAGAUGGAGGUGUCGUCCAAGGAGGAAGCUAACGCUUGUCUCCAAGCCGCGCACAUUGAAGAGGUCACUGCGCUGGCUAAUGACAUAAAGGGGCUUAAAGAUACGAUAGAGUCCUUGAAACACGAGGUAGCAGAAAGUCGGGCGCGGUUGUAUGCACAUAAUGAAAUUGAGCGUACCUUGCGCGCACAGCUGGAAGCGGUGCGGGCCGAGUUGGAGCACGCCAAUGAUUGUGCUGCAGCACAGGCUACACUACAAGUGAAUGGGACUGAUGUGCAGGUUGAGCCAUUACUUCCUUGUGACAAGUCCUGCGAAAUGUGCGACGCAGCCUGCGACCCAGUGUGCUGCGAAGCGGAAGAUUGUGAGAUACGGCUAAAUGAAGAAUUGAGCACGGAUGCCAAUGAGUUGGCAGCUGAGGUUCGGUCUCUGCGAGCUGUGAUAGAGCUAAAGCAAGCUGAGAUGGCUUCUCUACGAGACGCACGGACUCAACUAGUGGUGGAACGUGAGCGGCGCAUUGCGGCAGAGCGGGACAUGCACGCAGCGCUGCAAGCGUCUGAGGAACUACGGGAACGCGCCGCGGCGAGGCAAAGAGACGCUGAUCGACUUCGUGAUGAUAAUCGUCGCCUCCGUGAUGCUGCUGCGAGAGACCGGGAUCACGCACAGAGGCUCGCUGCUCUCAAUGAGGAACUCAGAUACAAGCUCAGGCAAAAGUCACAGGUGGUGUCACUGUUGGCGGGUGGUGGAUACAUCGAGCGGACGCCGAUGCGAGCGCGCACAUCUUCGGGCGACUCAGGCCGGUCAGCGUCGCCGCCUCCAGACUCGCCACCUUCUCCUGCCGCGUCCCCCUCUCCCGACUCCCCGCCGCUGCCUGCUGUUAAGGGUGUCGUCGAGAAACAUGACUCUGUAAGCUGGGUUCUCGAGAUUGAAGAGACUCCAGAAGAAGUCGCAUCGAGACUGGCGCGCAAGUCGUCGUUCCGUGCGGGCGCGUCGCCGAGCGGCGUGAAGAGGCGUGGUGGCGGUGGGUCCCCAGGCGGCGGCUCCCCCGCACCUGCCUCCCCUGCGCCCAACGCCUCCAAGUUGUUUAGGCCGGGUGAUAUCGACUUUCCUCCGCCCCCACCGCCGCUCAAAGAAUCCGCUGGCGAGGCCAUCUACAUUUACGACGACCGCCAGUACUGAGGCCCGACCCCAUUGGAGCGGUUCGUCAUCGUCACUCAAUACUAGUCUUGUGAUAGCGCAGUCGAUGUGCAGACUGUCUACGGAAAAAAAUGUAUGUUACUAAAGUGUAAAAUGUUAUACAAAACGGAAUGGACCUAUAAAAUAUUCUUGCCGUAUAAGAUUAUUUUGCAUGCAGACGUGUAGUUUUACGAAAAUGUGGGACCCAGCGGGCGAGUCUAUGCAAUUUAUUAUAAUGUAAGAGAUUUAUAUGAUUCGACUGCGAUGGUAAUGUGUAUGAUUGCUUUCAAUCAAGCUAAUUCAACGGACUUAACGGCGAAUACGAGCUUGGAUUGUCUCGAGUACCUAGAUGUAAAAGUUUGCAAUUUCUCAUUAAUAAUGAUAUUACAAGCAAUACCGUAGAUAUCAUGAUAUAGUUAAAUUAUACUCGUAUUCUUAAUUUACUUCAAAUGUUUGUCAUGUGAGGAUGAAGUUUGAAAUAAGUUAAGUAGUUCCAUAAUCAAGAUAAACUGCUUUUCUAAAAUCCUGGUCUUGAACCUAUACUUCAUUCACUUAGGCUACGAUUUGAAGGAAAGUGUUUUGUGUACCUG
Molecule: messenger RNA, 5035 nt
Organism: Hyposmocoma kahamanoa
Lineage: Eukaryota; Metazoa; Arthropoda; Insecta; Lepidoptera; Cosmopterigidae
Gene: toc
Exons: 12
Coding region: 123-4448 (1441 amino acids)
Source: RefSeq, a predicted model, not a curated record